UCCGCGUGUUUCCUUCCCGCGUACGUCGUUCUAGGUGGAAGUUGGUCAUGGUCGUCCGCCAAACGGAAAGCCGCCAUGAUGGCUUUCUGUAAAGUUCGCUCAAUAUCUAAAGUUUCGUUAUUGUUUUUCAUUAAUUGUGACUGAGUGUGUGCAAAAAUUAACCAUGGGAACGAACUAGAGUGUGUGAAGUUUGGUUUAAGGUCCUUUAGGACCUCCUAGAGGAGCAAAAAAGUGUUUUAUAAGUGCAUUUUAGUGUCGACGCUAAACGUGUUUUGUGCUGUCAACAAAAUGUCGAAGCUCUCGUUUAGGGCGAGGGCCCUAGAUGCGUCGAAACCAAUGCCUAUAUAUCUCGCCGAGGAGCUCCCGGAUUUACCGGACUACUCGGCGAUUAAUCGUGCUGUACCUCAAAUGCCCUCUGGAAUGGAAAAAGAGGAGGAAAGUGAGCACCACCUCCAAAGGGCGAUAUCAGGCACGGGGCUCAUCAUACCAACGCCGGAAGUGUGCGAGGUCAACGACCUCCAGUUCUACGAGAGAUGCUACCCGCCCGACUACAAGAUGCCCAAGCAGCAUAUACACAUGCAGCCGCUAUGGGAGGAGCAGGAGGCGCCGGAGUACGACAUCGACUCGGAGGACGAGAGGUGGCUGAAGCAGCAGCGGCACCUCGAGUUGACAGAGCUAAAGUUCGAGCAAAUGAUGGACAAGCUGGAAAAGAGCUCUGGCCAGACUGUGGUUACUUUGAGCGAGGCAAAACUCCUGCUGGAGAGGCACGACGAGUUGGUGACGGCGGUUUACGACUACUGGCUCAACAAGCGAUUGAACACGCAACAUCCCCUUAUUCUGUCGGUGAAGACUGAAAGUCGUCCGGGACAGUCGUCUAACAAUCCUUACUUGGCCUUCAGGAGAAGAACAGAGAAGAUGCAGACCAGGAAAAACAGGAAAAACGACGAGAGCUCGUACGAGAAGAUGUUGAAACUCCGCCGGGACCUUGCGCGCGCGCUGAACCUGCUGGAGCUGGUCGCGCGCCGGGAGGACGCUAAGCGGUCGCUCGUCGCUCUCACCGCUCAGUUGGCCGAGAAGCGGUACUCAGCCGGCGACUUCGCCAAUCAGCUGUUGCCUGAGACGCAAGUGCCGAGGCCCGCAAUAACUCUGCCCCGCGCGGCCGGCUACCGCCAUUACGAGACGCCGCUUUACACGUCCGCCGCUCCUCCGGACAUACCCAGACAGCGAGAGAAGCGAGCGUACAAAAAGCGGAAGCACAGACACGUGGCCGCCGGCGCCGCGCUCGGCCUCCGAGACUCUGGCGUGUACACGUCCUCGGAGGAGGAGACGCGGACAGAGCCUGCGUCGCCGCCGGACGACGGUGCGUUCGCGUUUCGUCGCAAACCCGGCUGUUAUUAUGAAAUGCCCACUAGUACUCUGUACGGCGAUCCAGUCGACACGGACAAUCCUUCCAAAGAUGGACUCUUCCAGCACGAAAUUGAUCCGAGGCAUAGGUUCACAUUAACAUCCCUAAGCGCCGACCGCUGUAUCGGCUUCGCCCGCCGCCGGCUGGGUCGCGGCGGCCGCGUUAUACUGGAUCGGGUUCAGACCCCGCUCGAUACGCUGUGGCGGGACAUCCCCUUCCGGGAUAGGCAGCGGCAGUUGCAAGAGGAGAAGGAGAGGGAGGAAAUCGAGACCAAAUCGCACCGGAUACCCAAAGAGAUAUCCAGGGACUACCACUCGGGUGGCAAGCAUCCGUGGAGGCACGCCUUCCGGACGCAUUUCAAACACAACCCCCAUCUGUGGUUAUCCGAGGAAAUCAAAAGUGAAAUCAAAAGUGACGUUAAACCGGAACCAAUUGAAGUGUUACCUCAAGACAGUGAUAUUAGUGUUAGUGCAAGGACUAUGGACGGUAUGGUGCGCGAGAAUCUGGACAGGGUGAUGCGCAAGCGCGUGUACAGUGACAGUGACAGUAGUUACGACUCUGACGAGAGUUUGCAUCCGGUCGAGAGGGAGUUCGAGCAGUUUAUAGACGAGGUUAAUAAGAAAUGGUUACACUUCCGACCGAAAACCCCCCCUUGUUCCCCGCCGCCGCCCCCCAGCCCCGAGCCGGAUCUCAGGCCGCUGUCGCCGCACGCGCUCAUCGCCUGCGAGCUGCGGCCGCAGGAGAAGCCUCCCUCCGAGGACCUCGACACCUUCACCACCAGGGAGUUCACGCUGGCAUCGCUCUACGCCGAUCUACCCAACGAGGGCGACGUCAGCGGCAACAGCCUAGACAUUAGCAACGAAGACCUCUUACCGGAGAACUUUACCGGACUCACCGAAGCCCAAGUGGAGAGCAUACUGUCCGAGACUGAUCUCAAGACCCUGGAGGAGGACAUGAAGGACGAGAAGAAGCUGACAGACAACAUCCUGGAUCUGGUCAGCGAUGAGAAACCUUUUUUAUUGCAAGGCCAGAGUGCGGACAGGCGCGCCGACUCUGGCAAGAAAAGCUACGCUUUCGGCAGCAGCGCUGUGCGCGUGUCGCAGCCGCCUAGCGAGCCCGUGCUGCUGCGGGGGGCCCGCCCCGGGGGCGACGACCUGCCGCCCGCCAAGGUAGCCCGCUGUCCCGCCGCCGCACACGGGCCCGCCCGCCCCGGGGGCGACGACCUGCCGCCCGCCAAGGUGGAAAAGAAGGAGGUGAUCGAAGAGGUCCAGCUCCCCCACGGCGUUCAACUCCAAACGGUGCAAACGGCCCAGUCUCCCCUGAAGAAGCACAUCAUCACCAGCGCGCCGCGGCGUGACGUCCAGCCGCAGAUAGUCACCGUCGCCGUUUCCGACAGCAUCAAGGUGCGUCUCCAGAACAACUUGCUGACCUCGACGUCGGGCGUGCUUCUGCCCAACGGGCCGUUCCCGUCGGUGGCGGUGGCCGUGCCCGUGCACCAUCAGAGGGAGACGCCCGGCGUGAAGCUGUCGGUGCCGGGCCGGCUGAAGGUGCUGCACGCGCAGCCGCUGUCGGCGGCGCAGGCGCAGCUGCUGCAGCGGCGCGCGCCCGCCGUGGUGUCGCUGGCGCCGCUGGCCGAGGCGCGGCUGAAGGCGGCGCCGGGCUCCGUGGCGCAGUUCUUCGAGAUCAAGGGCGGGCAGCUGGCGCGCGGCCCGCACCUGCUCAACGUGCUGCGCCCGCCGCCGCCGCGCCGCCCCGACGACAGGCGGCGGGAGCUGCCCGCGGCGGGUAAGCCGCAGCGGGUUUCCUUGGGUAUAGACGGGCGCGCGAUAGUCAGAGCCGCUUUACCCACACUCCCCGUACGGCCGCCGCGACAACAGAUACAAUUGAAAAGUAGACCGUUACAAGUGACCGAAGCGCGGGUGCCCAACACUGUCGUCGCGAAUUUACUGCAAAAAACGACAGUGCUGCCGCGGGCCGGGCCGAAAAUAGCCAUUUCCGGUCCCGGCGGGCAGCCGCUGUCGGCCAACGUGCAGGCGAUAGCGUUCACCACGGCGCAGCUGAAGGGCCGGCAGGCGCGGCUCAUUCCGCAGCCGCGGCCCGUGCCCGUGGCCGAGAUGGUGGAGGCGCGCGCGCCGGCCGCGUCGUCGUCGUCGCCGGCCGCCGAGGACGAGCCGGGCGCGGGCCGGCGGCGCGCCGCGGACGCGCUCAUGGAGGUCACGUGACACCGCCCCGCGCGCGCCGGCUAGUGUUCCGGGGGCAGCGGGGGGAUCUCGGUGUUUCAUUGUUUUUUUGGGGGCAGCAGGGGGAUGCUACGUUUUGAGUCCGUUACAGAUGAAAGGAUUUUUGCGUUUGGCUUGGUGGGAUUUCGAUUUUGGUUGAUGUGGUUUUGGCGAUUAUGAUUUAUUAGUCACGUCAAUGUCCGUUUCGGGGAAGACGGAGCUGACAGUCUUGAAGACUGAUAGGCCACGUUCAGCUUUUUGGCUUGAUGAUAGAUUUUUUUAUAGAAGAUUCUUAGUUUUUAUUAAAUUUCUUUACAGGAAAAAAUAGCAGAAAAAUUAAAGGUCUAUCUGGUAUUAAACGGCAUAGAAUACUUACCCUCUCUCUGGUUUUGGUUUGAAUAUGUUUAUUUUUACACAUAAAAUUACAAACAUGCUUUGAAAUAAUUUUUAAGCUCAAUUUUUUUUAACCUUUCAUUUUGUCUACUAUUAAUACUAAUCUGAAACCAAUAUUGUGAGUCACUAUGGGCCUGAUUAGAAUACAAACAUAUUUUAAAUAAUAUUAUCUUAAUUUUAUCAACUGCGUGUUCAUCAUCAUCAUUUUUUGGGCAUUUAUCCAAUUAUUAGAAAUGGUAAAUAUUAGUUUCAAAGCCUAAGAGCACUCUGUGAAGUAAGAAACUUUACGGGAAGUAAUGUUUUUUUUUUAAUAUAACCUACUAUUAGAAGUCCUCCCUUUGCCGAACAUAAAUGAACAUCCCUUUUCAUCUGUAAUUGAUUCCAUCAUCCCACAAAUGACGAGCACGUUACGAUCCCAUUAAAUGUGUAAUGUAUUGUGAAUUUAACAAUUAGUUGCAUUCAAAUGUGAUAUUAAAGAAUUAUGAAACUUAAUUUAAUUUCUUUAUUUUUCGUAACCUUGUUUGAGUCGCCAUUUUAAUUUUCGCCCACAAAAUGGCGGCGGCGCGGGAAACACUGCGUCGCUGAUAAAAAAAAUAAAUUAAAAAAAAAUAUCUAUGGUUAUGACAUUGUAUUAUCGUUCUAUUGUUAAAACUGGACGUAUUUAUAAUCACGGAUUUAAAAUUGAUAGAAGAAAUCAGUUUUAAAUUUAAAUAGCGAAAUGUUGAGUUCUUAAUUUAAAUAUAUUUUAGAGCUGAGUGCAAAUAGUACCUACAAUCAAUUCUUUGUAAAGGAUUUUCUCACACGAUGUCUAUGUAGUCUAACAAGUAGUAAGUAAUUUGCAUACAUACAUACAUACAUAUUGUCACGUCAAGUAAUUUGCAUUUUUAUUCCAAAUAUGUUCUAUUAUAUUAUAACGUUCCGUGAAACUUAUUUUCUGCCAUAACUUCAAUGCAAUUUUUAUUAAAUAGUGUUUUUGCUCAUGCUGUAUUAAGAUGUUAUACUAAAUUGGAUUUAAUUAAUCUACCGCGUCAUAUUCAUACUGUCGCGUCAGCAGCGUUAUCAGUCAUCAAGUGAGAAUCGUCUAAAGAAUAUUUUUGUACACCUAUUUAGAUCUUAUCAAUUUCUAAGGCACAAACUACACAGAAAAGCGCAUUGUAAAGGAAAAAAAAAUGCAGGAUUCUUACCGUGUUUUCUUUGUGGUUUAUGCCUAUGUGUGGGAUAUGAUUGAAAAUACUUAUAUACAUAUAUUAUAUAUUGGAAAUACAGUGUCCGGCGCGUAAGUUGAACCGAAAUUCUACUCUAUGGUCGCUGCGCAGAAGAAUUUUUAUAUGAAAAAUUGUUACUAAAUUUUAGGUUCAAGUUAUAUGCCGGAUGCUGUAUCUAUGUUUAGUUUCAAAACCAUUGUUUGCCAAAAGAAGCAGUUUUUAUUCUAUAAUAAUCUUUAUUGAAACAAAUGAAAUGUUAAAAAGUAAAAAAAAUACAAAUAAUUGUAAUUUUUUUUAAUCAAAAUUUGUGGAACCUACAAGUAAUUAUUAUUACGUGUAUAAUAUUGUCGUCUAGUUUUAACAAUAAAUAUUCCGUAGCUUUGAUAUUUGCUUACGCUGUCGAUGUCUUAAAAUGUAAAUGAGAACAAAGCAUAAUAAUUUAGCUAUGUUUUUCGUUUUAUGAAAAUAUUAAAAAAAAAUACAAAAAACAGUAAAAAAUAAUGGAAACACUGAAUAUUGUACAUUUUAAGACAAAAUAAAUGUAAAAAGGGGUUUUAGAAUCAAGAAGGAAUAAAAAGUAAUACGAAAUAUUUUUGACGUUAAAAAGCCGAACAUGUGAAUAUUGGCUCUGUCUAUUCCGUCACGGAUAAAGAUGUUAUGCGUGUGUGUCAAAAAAUAGUCCACAAUGAUAAUCGACACGCCUAAGAAAAUUCUUUUUAACGCUGUGUUCAUUACUUGAUUUUGAUGGACAGAAUCACACGUUCACUAGUAAUUGCAAUCUAAAAGGACUUGAACCAAACACCGUAGCAUCGCAAGCGCUACGCCGUUUUUAUCGCGCGAAUAACUAUCGCUGUCUCGUUUCACGUCAUAAUAAAAAGCGAAACGGCGAUAGCUCUUCGUGCGAUAAAUACGGCGUAGCGCGUGACGGGUGACUUUUUCAAUAGCAGUCAAAUUUUAGUACAUUAAUGUGAUUGACUCUUCAAAAAUAUCUCUAGUUGCUCCACUUAUAAUAGCGGUGCACUGAAGUUAUCAUAAAAUUUUACUGGUGUUGAAAAAAUCAUCCUGAUCAAAAUGAACCUCGGAUGUGGUAAUUUAUCUCGGAUAUACUUCGUUCAGCCAAAGAGUGAGGUACAAUUCUCGGAAUAGGAGUGGAACCAAAAUGGCGUGUUUUUAUUUAGGAGUUUGGCGUCCAACUUGUAUGUAUUUCCGUGGUUGCUAUUCCCCUCAAAUUUCUGACAAGCAACAGAUACGGGCUCGGACCUACUCAUGAUGAAAAAUUAUUAAAUUUUAAAUGUAAUAACAUCAAUGUUAGCGCUUGUUAGCUUAAGGUAUUUUUAUGAGUGGGUGCGGGUCAUACGAUCAUAUUGUUAAAAAAAAAUAUGAUCUAAUCUGGUCUAGGAAUUUUCUAAGCAUCUAUUGAACUGGGCCACGGAGAUCACAUAUAUGACAUAUGUCCUGUCUCUCAAUUUUUGGUCAUCUCAUAGUUAAUGAGACAUAAUAUUUUGGCAAUGAUAACCUCGCUGUCUCGAUGUGGUCACAGGACCCUGGGGUCCGGAUAGGACGCGUUUGAAUUGUUGGCCAUGACGAUUAUUCAAAAUUAUUUAAAAAAAAACAAGUCAAAUUAUUUAGUCCACGAUCAUAUAUAAAAAAUUAUGAAUAUGAUGAUACAACACUAUAUAAAUAUGUACUACUAAGAAAAGGGUAUUAUUAUUUUUGUGUCGGCAAAAAUUAUUAGGUUUUAUUGAAAUACACGCAAUGCGUGUGUACUUUUGAUUAACUCGUCUAAUGUGUUUUAGUAAAAUCUUGUACGAAUUUCAUUAUUCUGAUGCGAAUAAAGUAACUUUAGAAUGUGAUUGUAUUCUUUGGACAAAAAUAACUGCUAUUUUUUGGAAAUAAAAUCUUUACAAAUAUUUCAUCCGAACAUGGAUAAGUUAGUUUCUUCAAUUUUCUGAAAUUUUGUUUCAGAUAUUAAAAUAGGAAAUUUAAAUUGAACUAAUGUUAUUUAGUCUUUAUGCUCAUUUCAACAAGAUUCAAACGGAAAACACGCUUCCUGUGUUAAUAUUAAUCUUAGUUUAAUUCAUAUACUUCAUCAUUACUGUCUAAAUUUAUUUGCACUUAAAGUUUCUUUAGUCAAUUGUUUUGUUGACCCAAAAAUAUUAAAACUGCCGUUUCAUACAAAAUGGUAAUUAUGGUUUGCGCGUAUCUUACUAAUGCGCUGAGAAAUGGACAGAAAUAUAAAAAAUACUUUCUAAUUAAAACAGUAAGAAACAUACGCUGUAAGGAAUAUAAAAUGUUAUUUUUAGUGGCUGUGACAUAGUUAAUAUUUUUCUAACUGACGAGUGUCAAUAACGCCAAUAGCGCUGUCUCUUUCUUAAAUAGGAAAUACACAACACGAUAUAAAAAGUUGAAUUUCGAUAAUUGCCUAAUGGUUUCUGAUACUGAAGUUUUGAUAGGACAGACAAUUUAGUAUCAGAUCGUAAAUUAGCUUUAUUAGGACGUAGAGGACGCAAGUGAAAAUCAUAGUCUCUGCCUAUCCCCAUGGGAAACAGGCGUUUUAUCGAUUCCAUUCGAGACUAAAAUACAAUAAGGCGAUUAAAAUUUGCCGGUUUUUUUAAAAGAGAUUAUUUUCAUCCAAAGUUCUUUUGCGAGUUACAUAUAUGUAAUUAUGUUAACAUAAAAUUGUUAUCAAUUUUCAAAAUUAAUGUAACGGCUCGUAUUAUUAUUUCUGUCUACCACGUAAAGGUUAAAGACGUGAUGUGUGUAUGUUUUUUGAAAAGAAGCUUUGGCACUGAAUAGACGCUCAUUUUGCUUACGACGGGACAAAGAAUCUGGCAUUUGACCUCGUAAAAUAGUAACAUUCUGUAGAUUUACGUUAAGUUUCGUCGACGGUGGUAUAUAAAUGUGUAAUUUUGUGUAUAAUAUAACCAUUAAUUAUUGUGUAUUAUAUAGUUUUAUGUGUAUAUUGUUAAUCACCUGGCUGGAAAGAACUUAGUUUUUUUUUCUGAUGAGGGCUGGCCGUACCCAGUGUAAAAUAAGUCAUGUAAAUUAGUUUUAAAACGAACGGGCUUUUUAUAAUCUGCCAGUAAACACGGACUAAAAUUAAAAAAAAAAUGUAAAAUUUCCUACGAAAUGCCUGAACCCUGCAUUAUGUUCCAAUCAAUUAUAGUAAAUUUCUCUACAGUCAAAUAAGCUUAUUUUGAAAUACUUAAUUAGUAGUUCGUAUUUUAACGUGCAACCAAACAAGCAAAACAGCAUAAAUUUUAGGGAUCAUCGAAAGAAUAUUAAAAUAAAAAAAAAAAGAAAUUAUUUCUUAAGAAUAAGAACACUUUCGAAAUUUUAAAUGUUAACUUUAUGAGAUUUGCGCAUAUUAAGAUGGAGGGACGAUUUGUAGGUAUUUUCAAUAAUAAGAAACAAAAAUAUUAUUUUUUACGUAACAUGAUAAAAAAACUUCAUAAUAAUCAACAGUUAAACUUAAAGACAUUUGUAAUGUAUGUUUUUAAAUAACUGCUUAAUAAAAAAAAAAUAUGUAUUAGUCGCCUUAAAAUUCGUAGGGAACCCCAGUAAUAACCAGUUUUGCUUUUGAAUAAAAAAUAAAACCCAAAACUAAACAAAAAUAAAAAUUAAAAAAAAAUUGUUGCUACAGUGUAGCAUUAUUAAUAUGUAGCUCUUGAUUUAUAAAAAAAAAUUAAAAAAAAAUACCUACUACUCGAUUCUAACUAUCCAUUGAUAUAAAGAAAAAACUGUUAAAGAAACUACACUUAACUUUUAGAUGUCUCUCCUGUACGACUGUACAUGUAAGAAUAGUUGUUGAAUAUGACGCAGAAGUGAGAAUAAUAAUAUAAUACUUAAACCGAAUAUUUUUAGAAAUUUUUUAUAUUUAUUUCUCAAAUAACGAUGAAAAUAAAAAGAAAAAACCGCAAGUGAUCUUUACCAUCUGGCAAAAUUGAUUUAUUAAAAUGCUUAAUGUUAUUACCACAAGAAAAUGUAACAAUGUCUAUAUUAUUAUUGGUAUUUAACGUAGAUUCUUAGGAGUGUGUCCAUUAAAAUAUUAAAUACUUGUAGGCACCAUGUAGAUAGUGUUUAAUAAUGUGAUUUUACCAACGUUAAGAUGCGGAAUGUCUAACGAUUUUUAUAUUUCAUUAUAAUUAAAGAGAGAUUUGUUUUAAUUAUUUGGCACAUUCCUUCUUAAAUUCAACGAAAGCUAUAUUUUGUUUUAUUUCGUUAAAUGUACUCAUAACAGGUGUUAGACAAUCCGCCAUUUUGUUUAUUUGACGAUAAACGAUGUUAAAAUGUAGUUUCUUUUUCGGGAUCCAAUUCAAAUUUUAUCUUUGUCCGUUCAACUCACUUCUUUCUCAAUUAGAUAUUUUGCAGAAAAAUAUAAAAAUGUUCAAAAAUAUCGUGAUUACGAAUUUUAAUGUAACUAGAAACUAUAAUCCGUGGUAUCUCUUGUAAAUGUUUGUAAAAUUUUACUAAAUUUACGAGAGAAGCCACGGGUUAAGUAAGCUAUGCGAAAUAUAUCGAGUCGUGUUUACGCAAAUGUCCUGUUUUUCAAGGUUUAAAAAAUUCAGUGGGAUCUUUUUCAUAGCAUUUCAGAUGUGUGCUACGAAAAAUAUCUCGCAACAAAAAAAAAUAUGUAACGGUUUUAACUAUGUCUGUAUACAUAUAUAAUUAGUAAGUAUCAUAUACUGUACAAAAAGGCUGCAAAUUUGGGAAAAAAUGUAAAAAAAAUAGGCCUCAUUUUUUUGGGGCCGUUAACAUACGCUUAGUAAAAUGGUUAGGAACAAGUGUACCUCAUAAGUUUCUGAUUUCUAGUUUAGGCAAUGCCGAGUCGUUGACCGGACCCGCGCGAGCGGCGUAAAUCAUUUUUUGUCUACGCUAUGUGUGGUCUCAUUGCAAGUACGAUGUAGUACCUUAUUUUCUUGUAAAUAUUACUUUUUUUACCCUUAGUUUUAUUGUAGCAGCGUCAAAUCACGCUUUCACAACGUUCCGUGGGUUCGGUCAAAAACUCCGUUUAUUAUGAAAUAAAAAAAAUUGCUGUAAAUUGUUUGUAAAAUAGUCAUGUUCAGAAUUUCAAGUGUAGUUUUGUUGAUAUUUUUUUUUCAACUGGAAAUUGCUGAAUAAAGCGACGAUUCUGUUUCA
Amyelois transitella is the source of this 10361-nucleotide messenger RNA. RefSeq lists its product as uncharacterized. Gene Ontology annotation, biological process: regulation of transcription by RNA polymerase II. Bases 289 to 3627 code for a protein of 1112 amino acids. The record is from RefSeq and is a predicted model, not a curated record. Gene Ontology annotation, cellular component: piccolo histone acetyltransferase complex. Lineage: Eukaryota; Metazoa; Arthropoda; Insecta; Lepidoptera; Pyralidae. The transcript has 20 exons.